ACACCAGGUACACAUCCCUUGCCCGAGCCGAGGAAACAUCGUCGAAUAAUUCCACCGAAGAUAACAUUGCGACAAACCCAUCGGGGGAGACAGGCACUUGAUGUUGCAAGAUAUGCCCCUCCCUGAAUUCGGCGUCAUGGAUGAUUUGAGUGCAUCACAGAUACGACUGGAACAGGUCACCAGUGGUAAAGCUAUAUCAACCCCCCACGCUCACGUACGAGACCAUGAAAUCCACACUCCCAGUGCCGAACCUGCCUCGAACUAUGAAGAACAAUACUCGCUUCCAACGACUUCGCGCCCCCCAGUCGCUCAGAUAGUACCAGGAACAAACCCUCCCAACUACGAUUUCACAAACCCGAGAUGGUUCGAGGAUUACUACAUAGAAUAUGAUGAAUCCCUUUUAAGCGAAACAGAGACAGCAGGCUCGACGGAGAACCAAUCGACCUACCCUGAAGCAGCUGAGCCAUUCUCGAGGGACAACACACCGGGCAAUAAAGUCCAGAUCGAGACUGACAGUAAUUUGACGCAUGUUGACAUCACAAGGAAUCCACACAGCUGGCGCCCGUCGCCGGAUGCGAAUUCCUGCUUGGAAGAUUGGAGAGAGUUCCACUUCGUUCGCAGCCCCUGUGGCUCAAACCUACGUCUUACCAUAAAUUACCGAGAUCAUACAGGUUCAGAGAAGGAUCUCGCACUGGAGUUCAGCCUGCUUGAUGAGAUAAAGGACGCGUUUGACAAGCUUUUCGAGGCCAAGGUCAACAUUCCGCACCAUUCUUCGACGGUAAAAGACACCCCUGAUGUCAGAACCGACAUUGCUCACAUGAGCAUUCAAGAAAGUACCCCUUCCGUGGACAAUGUCCGAAUUACUCUGGAUCCGAACGACACGAUACCCUCCCUACCUUGCAAGAGAGAUUCAAAUAGUAUGGCAGGGUCGUCAAUCUCGUUGCGAAGCGAAAAGAAAAUCGGAGCCUCAACAGCGGACAAAAGGUCGAAACGCAAAGCUGGAUCCUCGAGUGAGUUCAGAUAUCAGUCGUUGGACCGGGCGAUCAAGAGACCGCAUGUCCAAGAAGCUCGUGCCGGUGAGAAGCGAUGCAAGACUAGUCACAGCUAGACCUUCUGUGGACGUGUGACUUAUGUAGGCAGGGGAAAGUCAGGUACAAAAGACUAUGGGAGUUGGCCAGUAGUAGGCGAUUUUGGUGACAGCACUUUGACAUUGUGGAGGAAAGACCAAGUUUGCAAGAAGAGCUACAAAUCUUAAUGUCAACACUGUUUCGUGGCAUACAAUCUCAUGCUCAGUCGUCCCCCAACUCUUCGUCGUAAAUGAUU
Molecule: messenger RNA, 1323 nt
Organism: Dissoconium aciculare CBS 342.82
Lineage: Eukaryota; Fungi; Ascomycota; Dothideomycetes; Mycosphaerellales; Dissoconiaceae
Exons: 1
Coding region: 101-1108 (335 amino acids)
Source: RefSeq, a predicted model, not a curated record